This is a messenger RNA of Erigeron canadensis, 1116 nucleotides long. RefSeq names its product probable receptor-like protein kinase At5g38990. The coding region runs from base 1 to 1116 and encodes 371 amino acids. Lineage: Eukaryota; Viridiplantae; Streptophyta; Magnoliopsida; Asterales; Asteraceae. The transcript has 2 exons. The record is from RefSeq and is a predicted model, not a curated record. Gene Ontology annotation, molecular function: ATP binding; transmembrane receptor protein tyrosine kinase activity. Gene Ontology annotation, biological process: protein autophosphorylation. Gene Ontology annotation, cellular component: plasma membrane; plasmodesma.
AUGUCAUCUGCUUCCAUUAAAGAGUUCCAACAUCUCCGAAUUUCACUCCAAGAUUUAAAAUCCGCGACCAAUGAUUUUGCGGAAACCAACUGUAUCGGGCGUGGUGGGUUCGGAAAAGUUUAUAAAGGGGAAAUAUUCCUUAGUGGCGUGCUCAACGCGGUUGCUAUAAAACGAUUAGAUAGAACAUUUGGACAAGGAACCCCUGAAUUUUGGAAAGAGGUACUGUUUCUUUCUCAAUAUAAACACGAAAAUCUUGUCUCCCUCUUAGGCUUUUGUGACGAGAAUGGUGAGAAUCUUCUUGUCUACAAGUAUCUAUCUAACAGAAGCCUCGACUUAUACCUAAAUAGUGUCAAUCUCUCGUUGAGUCAACGCCUUGUCAUAUGCGUGGAGGCAGCAAUGGGAUUACAGUAUCUUCAUGAACCUCUGGAGGGGAGCCAACAAAGAGUAUUACACCGAGAUAUCAAAAGUGCAAAUAUAUUGUUGGAUCAUAAUUGGAGAGCUAAGAUAGCAGACUUUGGUUUAUCGAAACUGAGUCCCGCUAACCAACAAUUUAGUUUUGCUUAUUCUGGAGUAGUAGGUACAAUGGGCUAUUGCGAUCCCGUAUAUGCCCAAAAAGGCUUCUUGACAAAAGAAUCUGAUGUAUAUUCUUUUGGUGUGGUUUUGUUUGAAGUUCUUUGUGGAAGACCAAGUGAACAAAAUUAUUACUCGUAUAAUGAUAUUCGCAGAUAUCUCAUUGCAUUGUCACGGGAAUGCUACGAAAAGAAGAAAAUGUAUUCAAUUAUUCACGUUGGUCUACAAGGUCAUAUUUCCUUAAAGUGUUUGGAAAAGUUUUCAACAAUAGCAUAUCGAUGUACACACAUAGAACGUGCAAAACGACCAACAAUGGAUGAAGUCGUGAAAGAGCUUAAAUUUGCAUUGCUUGAUCAAGUCCGUUUUGAAAUAUUCUCGUUAGCAGGUUCGUGUAUGCCCUCUGAAUGUGGGGGAAUGAGAAAUCGAACGGGUGAAAUGGGUGAUUCUUUAGCAUGCCUAAACGAAUCUAUUGUUGGAGAUCAUGUUGUCGGGCAACAAGUAGCCGAUAAUGCAGUGCCGGUACUUUUUCUUGUGUUUGGAUCAUAA